AUGAAAGAAGAAGAUGAAAUUAAAAAACAAGAAUUACAUUUAGAAACUUUAAGUAACAAAUAUGAAGAAGGAAUACAAAAAUUAAAAGAAUCUUUAGAUAAACUGAGAGAAAGUGUAGAUAGACUUUCUUCUUUUACUGAUGAUAUGAAGAAUGACUCUAUGUGA
This is a messenger RNA of Vairimorpha ceranae, 165 nucleotides long. RefSeq lists its product as hypothetical. Bases 1 to 165 code for a protein of 54 amino acids. The transcript has a single exon. The record is from RefSeq and is a predicted model, not a curated record. Lineage: Eukaryota; Fungi; Microsporidia; Nosematidae.